UAUAAAUACUACAAGGAUGCUUGACGUUUCCUCAUCUCAUUCGACAGAGGCCAAUAGGUUUGAUCACUAACACUUAAGGCUUUGAUCAAACAAUGGACAAGUUCAACUUUGUUAGAAAUGGGAUGACCAGACUGCCUCCUGGUUUUCGAUUCCAGCCCACCGAUGAAGAACUUGUCUUUCAGUACCUAAGGUGCAAGGUCUUCUCAUGCCCUCUACCUGCUUCCAUUAUUCCUGAGAUCAAUGUUUGUUUGUAUGAUCCUUGGGAUUUGCCAGGUGAUUUGAAGCAAGAGAGAUAUUUCUUCAGCAACAAGGAAUCAAAAUACCCUAAUGGGAACAGAACAAACAGAGUGACAAGUUCUGGUUAUUGGAAAGCAACCGGUUCGGAUAAGAAAAUUGUAUCUCCUAGGAGGAAUAACAUUGUAGGGAAGAAGAAGAGUCUGGUUUUCUAUAGAGGAAAAGCUCCAAAUGGUUCCAAGACUGAUUGGGUCAUGCAUGAAUAUUCUCUUGUCAAUAAUCUAGGAACUACAGCUUCAUCAACUGAGAACCCUAUAAACCAGAAAGGAAAUUGGGUUCUAUGCCGAAUAUUUUUGAAGAAAAGAAGUUGUCAGAAAGAUGAGGAUAUAUUGCUUAGCUAUGAUGGCUUCAAAGUUAAGAAUGCUGCAAAGGGUCAGCUUCAGAUUACUAGUACAAGUCCUGUGUCUUCAUCUUCAUCUUGUUCAAGUUGUAGUGGCAUCACAGAUAUAUCUUCGAGUCAUGAAGCCGGUGAUGAAGAAAUCAGUGGCUGCACUAAAUUUUGAUCCUGUUAAUGUAGUAUUACAGAUCAAGAUAAAUUUACUUCAAAAUGAUUUUUGAUUUUCAUGUACUAUUAUAUCCAGUGCUCCGAAGAGAUUAAAGUUCUUCCUCAAA
Messenger RNA from Rosa chinensis, 906 nucleotides. RefSeq names its product NAC domain-containing protein 83. Gene Ontology annotation, molecular function: DNA binding. The record is from RefSeq and is a predicted model, not a curated record. Bases 93 to 797 code for a protein of 234 amino acids. The transcript is spliced from 3 exons. Gene Ontology annotation, biological process: regulation of DNA-templated transcription. Lineage: Eukaryota; Viridiplantae; Streptophyta; Magnoliopsida; Rosales; Rosaceae.